Molecule: messenger RNA, 1053 nt
Organism: Eruca vesicaria subsp. sativa (arugula)
Lineage: Eukaryota; Viridiplantae; Streptophyta; Magnoliopsida; Brassicales; Brassicaceae
Source: the annotation of a GenBank genome assembly
CAAGGGAUGAAACAGUUUGUGGCUGAGAUCGUUAGUAUUGGUAGGAUGAGUCAUCGGAACUUAGUCCCUCUCUUGGGUUACUGUCGCCGUAAAGGUGAGCUUCUUCUCGUGUAUGACUUCAUGCCUAAUGGUAGCUUAGAUAGAUACUUGUACAACAAGCCAGAGGUGACGCUUAACUGGAAACAGAGGAUUAAUGUCAUCCUAGGUGUUGCUUCUGGUUUGUUCUACCUUCAUGAGGAAUGGGAACAAGUGGUGAUUCAUCGAGAUGUUAAAGCGAGCAACGUCUUGUUAGAUGGAGAGUUUAACGGGAGACUAGGAGAUUUCGGUUUAGCUAGGUUGUACGAUCACGGUACGGAUCCUCAGACCACGCAUGUUGUCGGAACAUUGGGAUACUUAGCUCCUGAACACACUCGGACAGGACGUGCCACGACGGCGACCGAUGUUUUUGCGUUUGGGGCGUUUUUACUAGAAGUUGGAUGUGGUAGACGUCCUAUUGAGAUCCAGCAUGAGACCGACGAGACGUUCUUGCUUGUGGAUUGGGUGUUCGGGUUAUGGAACAAGGGUAACAUUUUGGAUGCUGUAGAUCCUAAUAUGGGUUCUGUGUAUGAUCAAAAAGAGGUUGAAAUGGUGUUGAAGCUAGGUCUCUUGUGCUCUCACCCUGACCCAAGGGCUAGACCGAGUAUGAGACAAGUGUUGCAAUAUCUAAGAGGAGAUGCGAAGUUACCUGAUUUGUCUCCUUUGGAUUUGUCAGGGAGUGGGAUGAUGUUGGGGGUUCAAGAUGGGUUUAGUGAAUUAGGAAUGUCGUAUUCUUCUUCAGUCUUUAGAGGGUUUACUGGUGGGUCUUCUAUAGCUGAUUCUCUACUCUCUGGUGGGAGGUGAGUGAUUUGAAUAUUAGAAUGGUUUUUGUGUGUUUGUAUUUCAUAUUUAGAGAGACUAGAGACUGUCUGGAAGUAAUGUGAUCAUGUAAAUUAUAUUUGAGUGUUUGAUGAUAUAACAUAACUUUUUUUUUAAAGAAGAUUAUUGACCAAGGUUUUCAAGAUGAUAUAUACAUGC